This is a messenger RNA of Candoia aspera, 810 nucleotides long. It is a transcript of the gene NOL12, whose product is annotated as nucleolar protein 12. Gene Ontology annotation, molecular function: rRNA binding. The transcript is spliced from 6 exons. Lineage: Eukaryota; Metazoa; Chordata; Lepidosauria; Squamata; Candoiidae. Gene Ontology annotation, cellular component: nucleolus. The coding region runs from base 49 to 690 and encodes 213 amino acids. The record is from RefSeq and is a predicted model, not a curated record.
UGCCUGUUUGCGCUUCUGCCGGCGGAGGCGGAAGAAGUCAUCGCCGGCAUGGGCCGCAGGAAGAAGGAGCGGCGCGAUGGGAGUGCGAUAUUCCGGAGAGUCGUGUCUUUCGACGAGAAGAGUCGACGGGAGUUCUUGACAGGGUUUCACAAACGUAAGGUUGAGAGGAGGAAAGCGGCCGUGGAGGAGAUAAAGCGGAAACUGAAGGAGGAAGAAAAGAAGAUGAAAGAAGAGAGACAUAAGGAAUACAUGAAGAUGUUGAAGGAGAGAGAAGAGGCCUUAGAGGAAGCUGAUGAGUUGGAACAUCUAGUGACAUCUCAAACAGAGUCGGUGAGCUACGAUCACCCAAACCAUACAGUCACUGUUACUACCAUCAGCGACCUGGACCUUUCUGGAACACGUUUGCUGGGGCUAGAUACCCAUGAGAGAGAGAAUUCCAGACUGGAAGGAGAAGAUACCUUCAACAACCACACAUGUACAUUGCCUAAGAAAUCUAGAGAUCCUUUCCUGUCUGAGAGAAUUUCUUCCCUCACUGCUUCGCUGCAUUCCCGUAGCCAGAAAAAGGGAAAAAGAAAGCACAUCAGCCACAAACAAGGGGUAAAGAACAGAGCCCAAAAGACGAGAACCAGACGAACAAGCAAGUCCCAGCGCCGGAAAAUGACAGGCAAAAGGAGGCAUGUCCAAGAGUGAAAGGCUGGCAUGGACUGUUAAACUCUGCUAAUUGGUGUAGAGGAAGAUCAGCGUUAUGUGGACAAAGCCUGUCUGCUCAGGAUUACAGAGGAGAGGUGGUCUUUGGUAUUCCGGGAGCUA